CGUGGCCACUUCACAAGUCAUCACAAUAAUCAUCUUCUUUCUCAACUCUUCUUGGUUUGGUGGUCUUUACACUGCUGCGCACAUUCGAACCCUAACCCUAAUCUUAUCUUCUUUCUCAAUCCAUGGACGCUCUCGAUUCAAACCCAAAUCUCCCUCCACUGCAUCCCUACGAUCCUUCACUGCAGAACCAUGCGCCAUCAGAGUAUCACAACCCGUCACAACACCAAUUGGAAACUGGACAAAACGAAAACGGUAACGGCUCCAGUGAUGGAAGACCAUCGGAGAAUGGUCAGGGAGCUUUGGAUAAUAACGGAUUGCAUCCUCAGCUUUCGAAGCCAUUGCUAUCUGAAGGAUUGACGCGGAGUGGCACUGACAGGGAUCAAUCUGGUGGUGAGGAGGAGACUACAAGCAAGCGCCGCCGCCGGAGCAGAUGGGAUCCGCAGCCUGAAUCGAAUGACCAGGGCGGCCAGAGCGGCGGGGAAUUGGGGUCUGGGCCAAAGAAGAGGAAGUCUCGUUGGGCUGACGACGAGCCCAAGCCGGUGAUUCAACUUCCUGAUUUCAUGGGCGGUAUUGAAUUCGAUCCCGAGAUUCAGGCUUUGAACAGUAGGCUUCUUGAGAUUAGUCGAAUGUUACAGUCAGGUUUACCUUUAGAUGAUCGCCCCGAAGGUGCUCGAUCUCCUUCACCUGAGCCGAUAUAUGAUAACAUGGGCAUUAGGAUUAACACUAGGGAAUACCGUGCGCGUGAGAGAUUGCAAAAGGAGAGGCAGGAAAUAAUAUCUCAGAUUAUAAAGAAGAACCCUGCCUUCAAGCCACCUGCAGAUUACAGGCCACCCAAGCUUCAGAAGAAGCUUUAUAUACCGAUGAAAGAAUACCCUGGUUACAAUUUCAUUGGGCUUAUUAUUGGUCCCAGAGGUAACACCCAGAAGCGGAUGGAGAAAGAAACUGGUGCUAAAAUUGUGAUUCGGGGUAAAGGAUCAGUGAAAGAGGGUAGGCUACAGCAGAAGAGGGAUUUGAAGCCUGACCCUUCGGAGAAUGAGGAUUUGCAUGUGUUGGUAGAGGCUGAGACGCCCGAGUCACUUGAGGCUGCUGCAGGUAUGGUGGAGAAGCUCUUGCAGCCCGUGGAUGAGGUAUUGAAUGAGCACAAGAGGCAACAGCUUAGGGAACUAGCUGCGUUGAAUGGUACGAUCAGGGAUGAGGAGUAUUGCAGGCUAUGUGGUGAACCAGGUCAUCGCCAAUAUGCAUGUCCUACUAGGACGUCUACUUUUAAGAGUGAAGUUGUCUGUAAACACUGUGGGGAUGGUGGUCAUCCAAGCAUAGAUUGUCCGGUGAAGGGUGCUACUGGGAAGAAGAUGGAUGAUGAGUAUCAGAAUUUCCUAGCAGAGUUGGGUGGUUCAGUUCCUGAAUCUGCAACAAAGCAAACCAGUACCUUGGCUAUUGGAGCAGGCACUUCUGGAAGCAAUCCUCCUUGGGCUAACAAUUCCGCUACGGCUGGUGGUUUGGCUCAAGCUGGCUUAGGGGCUGCUGCUGUUAAAAAGGAAAUUGAUGAUACAAAUUUGUACAUAGGAUACUUGCCGCCCAGCCUUGAUGAUGAUGGCCUAAUCCAAUUAUUUCAACAAUUUGGUGAGAUUGUCAUGGCAAAAGUGAUCAAGGAUCGAAUGUCGGGUUUAAGUAAAGGAUACGGUUUUGUGAAGUAUGCUGAUAUAACAAUGGCAAACAAUGCAAUAUUGGCCAUGAACGGUUAUCGCCUUGAGGGUCGAACAAUUGCAGUGAGAGUUGCUGGUAAGCCUCCUCAGCCUGUUGUGCCGCCUGGCCCACCGGCAUCUGCUGUGCCUACUUAUCCUGUUCCAAGCCAGCCACUCGGUGCUUAUCCGUCCCAACAGUAUGCUGCCGGUGGCCCCCUUGGGACUGCUCCUCCUGGGACUUACGGUGGUACCCCGGUGCCAUGGGGACCUCCUGUUCCUCCUCCAUAUGCUUCUUAUGCUCCUCCUCCACCUGGUUCAACCAUGUAUCCACCUAUGCAAGGUCAACCGAUGCCUCCAUAUGGGGUUCAAUAUCCUCCGCCUGUGCAGAGUGGUCCGCCUGGUGCCCCAUCCCAGCCUGCAACUUCUACUGAAGUGCAGCAGAGUUACCCACCCGGAGUGCAGUCUGACAGUAGUACCUCAACUCAGUCUGUAGCAGUCAAUGUAUAUGGUAACUCGCUACCAUCAAUGCCACCUGCAGCCCAACCUACUUAUCCUGCAUCUUAUGGAUAUCCACCUUACUAUAACGCAGUUCCUCCUCCACCUCCCCCUCCCGCCCCCAUUCCUGUUUCAACUUCAGACCAAUCCCACAACAUUGCAAAUGUGCCUUGGGCCAAUAAUUCUCUUGUUCCACCGCCUGCUUCAUCGGCAGACAAGACAGCAUAUGGUACAGAUCAAUCCCUUAGCAUUGGAAAUGUACCUAGGACCACAAAUCCUCCAGUGCCUCCUCCUCCUUCAUCAGCUGAGAAGACUUCAUAUGGUGCUGACUCAGAGUACGAGAAGUUCAUGGCAGAGAUGAAAUGAUUUUGUUCAAAUAGUCUUUCGGUUUCCAAAAGGCCUGAUGUUUCUUGGAGCUCUUGUGAACCUGAUUUCUUAACCUCUUGCCAUGUCUUUCUUCGAAGUUUGGGACUCACUUCUUUAACCUUGCUGUACUGUUAUGAAAUUUGCAGAGAUUUGGGCUAGAAGUUGAUAGCAGUCUUCAUACGGCAGAAGUCAAAAGCAUAUUAUAGUUAUGAUUUUUAUUAAUCAUUUCUUGUCGUGUAGGACUUAAUACUGUCUGAAUUAUUUUCUGUGGCAUUUUAUUGAUUUACACAGUAAUGUCUGGUUGCUAAUGUUUCCUUUUGAAAAUUUGUCUGAACUUUUAUGGCAGCUGGUUCCUGGUGUUUCAUAUUAAUACUGUUCGGUUGUCACAUUCAGUAUUUAAGAUAUUUAGUUUAUUGAUAACUGAUUCUAACUUAUAGUUUUGGUGAUGAGCUUAAAUUUUUUUGAGCACUAUAGUUCUCUAUAUGGCUUGGUGCUGAAGCUGCGUUUUAGAUGCCUUUAAUCAUACAUCUCUCUCAUCAUGAAGGUAAUCAAACCUUGCCAUUUGCUUUAGGCAUUCUGGGUUGGUAGAAAGAGAUUUUUAUUAAAUGGUUUGAUCAUGCAACUAUAAAAUGUAUUUAACAUUUCCAAGUGUGACAGGUAAAAAGAGUUGAAACGUUUUUCUGUUCCUGGCAUGAAUAAUGUCAGACAUUGGCAUUGUUACAUUUUGCGUCAAAUUAAAAGUUUAGCUGACAUGGUGUUAUCAACACCAAGUUCUUGUAUCAUGACACAGGCAAUUAUCAAGUUUCUCAUUUGUUUCUGAAGUGAUCAUGUGGGCCAGUUGACACGGCCAAUUUUAUUUGGCAUAAGGUGAAGGCUGAGGUGAAAAUGAUAGUGUUUGAGUUGUCUGCACAUGCUUCGUUUAGCUCUGUUGCUGGGCGAAGAUAGAGUAAAUGAUCAAAGAAUUGGAAUUGUAGAAAUUUUCUAUAUUUUGCUGCUUCAUAUCGCCUUUUUGAAUUAGAACAUCUUUGUAUUGUCACUAGGGAUAUAUAAAGUUUUCUAAUUCAACUA
Messenger RNA from Vigna radiata var. radiata (mung bean), 3611 nucleotides. RefSeq names its product splicing factor-like protein 1. The record is from RefSeq and is a predicted model, not a curated record. The coding region runs from base 123 to 2543 and encodes 806 amino acids. Gene Ontology annotation, molecular function: zinc ion binding; mRNA binding. The transcript is spliced from 2 exons. Gene Ontology annotation, biological process: regulation of mRNA splicing, via spliceosome. Gene Ontology annotation, cellular component: nucleus. Lineage: Eukaryota; Viridiplantae; Streptophyta; Magnoliopsida; Fabales; Fabaceae.